AUGACGUCCGACUCGCUGCCUUCUCCCAAACCUAGCAGGGUCUCUGGGUUCCUCCCUCUAGCAGACGACGCGAACCCAAUGGUCACGCAUGGAAAGGGCACUCUAGGUAGUCUCUUGAGAUCGCAGUCUAGUGCUUCCAUACAGACAAUGGAUAAAAGGGGGUCCAUUGUGCGCGGUCGCGAGGCGCCAAACGACGAGGAAUUGGGAUUGGGAUUGGGGUUGGGAACGGGCAGCAGAAUCCGCCGUCACAGUCAGGAUAACAUUGAUGCUGAAGAUUCGCGUCGGAGCCUAACCGACGAGCGACGGUUGAGCUCGAUUCUCAAUGGACCGCAAAUGCGAAGUCAGAGACUCAUUGGAAAUUCCAAUCCGCGGUAUAUGUGGGAGAAGUAUUGGAAGACGGAGGGGGAGCUGAAGAGGAUGAAGAGACCCAUGUAUGUAUCACCAGUACCGGUCACUAUGGUCUCACAAGUAGCCAUUGGCUGAUGAGACCCAGACGAGAAUACUACGAGCGUACCAACAACCUGGUGCAGCAAUAUAUCUACAUCGAUAGGCUCCUCGACAGCUCCCUUCCGCAUGAUCUCCUCAAUGAGUACAACGAUACCCCGAGCUGUGUGCAAUCUGCAGGGCCCACCGGUACGGGAUCAAAUGGAUUGGAGGUACCACCAACCAUCAAGGAGCAGGAUGAGCCUGUUACUCCCAAUUCCGAGCUUUCAAGUGGCAAUAGCUCCCAGAGUCUGACGAAGAAAGUCAAGCGGACGCCCCGGGAAAUAUAUAAGGUUUCGGAAGAAACACCACUGCUUUCACAGGCCGUGGAGGAUGAUGAAGAAGAAGAUGUUCCAGGGCCCGAAAUCCCUGGCAUAGAGGACGACAGCGUGGAAAGUGGUGAUAGAAUUGUUCAAAUUGCCAUCUACAUGAAUCUGGUGGCAAAUGCGGUUCUAUUGGCAGGAAAGAUCGCUGUCAUUGUUCUCACCAGCUCUCUUUCGGUUCUGGCAAGUUUGGUAGAUGCUGCUCUGGAUUUUCUAAGUACGGCCAUUGUCUGGACGACUACCAAGAUGAUUGAGAGACAAGAUCAGUACAAGUACCCUGUUGGGCGAAGACGUUUGGAACCGAUUGGGGUUCUCGUCUUUUCCGUCAUCAUGAUUACCUCCUUUUGUCAAGUUGGAUUGGAGUGUAUCAGCCGUUUGAACUCGGGGGAUCAUGAGAUUAUCGAAUUGACCCUCCCUGCGAUUAUCAUCAUGUCGUCCACGGUUCUGAUCAAGGCUUUAUGCUGGCUUUGGUGCAGACUUAUUAAGAACUCUAGUGUACAAGCAUUGGCCCAGGAUGCUAUGACUGAUGUUGUCUUUAACGUCUUCAGUAUCAUCUUUCCUCUAGGUAUGAUUCCUAUUCCUUUCAAAUUCUUCGUAGGGACCUUUUAGUUCAAAAGACUCCCGGGCACUACAAGUCCUACCUCUCUUGAGAUGCUAACUCUCUGACAGUCGGCUUCUACGCCAAGUUAUGGUGGCUUGACGCACUCGGAGGCCUUCUCCUCUCCCUUUUCGUCAUCAUCAACUGGGCGGAUACAUCUGCAGGCCACAUCCGCAAUCUGUCAGGUGCAGCCGCAACCGCCGACGAGCGAAACAUCCUGCUGUAUCUCACGAUGCGCUUCGCCCGAACGAUCAAGCAGAUCCAAGGGCUGCAAGCCUAUCACGCCGGGGACAAGCUCAACGUGGAGGUCGACAUUGUGCUGGACGAGAACAUGAGCUUGCGGGACAGUCACGAUCUCGGGGAGUCCCUGCAAUACGUUCUGGAAUCCGUCCCCUUUGUCGAUCGCGCGUUCGUCCAUUCGGAUUACGCCAGCUGGAACCUGCCUACUCACAUGGCCCAGCAAGGCGAGUAG
Hymenoscyphus albidus is the source of this 1876-nucleotide messenger RNA. The record is from the annotation of a GenBank genome assembly. Lineage: Eukaryota; Fungi; Ascomycota; Leotiomycetes; Helotiales; Helotiaceae.